This is a messenger RNA of Miniopterus natalensis, 1806 nucleotides long. It is a transcript of the gene C9H1orf94, whose product is annotated as chromosome 9 C1orf94 homolog. The record is from RefSeq and is a predicted model, not a curated record. Lineage: Eukaryota; Metazoa; Chordata; Mammalia; Chiroptera; Miniopteridae.
AUGAAGGGCGGUGGUGGAUGGUCUCCCUGCCUUCGCGCCCUGGGGGGACAGAGGGGCUUCCGGAAAGACAGGAGGAAGAUGGCCAGUGGAAACGGGCUCCCUCCCUCCUCCACCCUGGUGGCCAGGCGCCCCUCCGCCCUGGGCCCAUUCCCCAGAUACAUCUGGAUCCACCAGGACACACCCCAAGACAGCCUAGACAAGACCUGCCAUGAAAUCUGGAAGAGAGUCCAGGGCCUGCCCGAGGCCUUGCAGCCCUCCACCUUGAAGGAGCAGCUCUCUGGCCCCGUGGCUGGGACUCCGGCAAACACCGGGCUCAGCUUCCAAGAAGAAGCUCUGGAAUUCAGCAGUGACAAAGACGAGAUCUCCCUGUUGGUGGAGCAGGAGUUCUUGAACCUGACCAAAGAGCACCUCAUUCUGGUCACAGAAAGCUCGAGGGAGCUGGAGGUGCCUAGCAGCUCUCCAGAGGGCCCUGGACAGCCAGCUCCCUGCCUUCUCACGCCUCCUCUGGUGGUAGGCAGCAGGGAGCACCCACGAGCCUCUGUCAUUGCUGGUGACAAGCUCCUGGAGCCGAAGGUGGCCGUGUCCAUUAUCGGCAGCAGGCAGGACUGUGAUUCUGCCAUGACUACAGUCACAGGCAUCCUACGCGCUGCCAAAGUCAAGCGUGCCAAGGGGAUAGAUGACGGGGGCCACAGCCUGGGUGCCUCCAACUCGGAGAUCAGCAAGCUCCUGGCCCAGUUCCCACUGAAGUCCAAAGAGACAUCCAAGGCCCCCGACAACAAGGUGGUGCUGGAGGAGACACGUGUCAUCAAGGAUUUCCUGCAGAAUAGCAUGUUUAGUGGCCCCCUGCCCAGGGAGCCCAUGGGGCUGGGCCCCUUCCUGCUACUGCCACCCUCACCGCCUCCUGCACCCACUGACAAGCUCCUUGAGCUCCCUGUUCAGAAGAGGCAGCUCCCAGUGUUUGCCAAGAUCUGCUCCAAGCCUGAGGCAGACCCCGACAUAGAGGGGCACCACUUGAUGAUGGAACGGAACUCAGGUGCCAAGGAGCCAACCAAGGGUCGAGAGAGCCUCUUCCUCAGUCAGUGGCCCCAGAGCCAGAAGGACAUCUGUGGUGAGGAGAGUUGCAGUGACCCCGUGGGCUCCAUGUCCAUGGCCCUGCCGGCCAAGAAGUCUGCAUGGCCCACUGAGAAGACCCUGUUCUAUGAGUUCCUUGGGGCCACCAAAAACCCAGGCGGGCAGCUGAGGCUUCGCAGCAAAGAGGUGGAUGGGCUGGAGCUGAAAUUUAACUCACCUGUGACGGUGGCGGACAAGAACAACCUCAAGUACACAGGGAACGUCUUCACCCCACGCUUUGCCACCACCUUGACCUCAGCAUCCCUGAACCAGCCACUCUGGCUGAACCUGAACUAUCCACCUCCGCCAGCGUUUACUAAUCACUCCACCUUCCCACAGUAUCAGGGCCUAUACCCACAGCGGGCAGCUAGGAUGCCCUAUCAGCAGACCCUGCACCCCCAGCUGGGGUGUUACCCCCGACAGGUGACGCCGUACAACCCACUGCAAAUGGGACAGCAGAUUUUCCGCUCUUCCUACACCCCUCUGCUGAGCUACAUCCCCUUCGUCCAGCCCAACUAUCCAUACCCUCAGAGGACACCUCCGAAGCUGUCCACCAACCCCCGAGACCCUUCCCCCAUGGCAGGAGAUGGGCCACAGUUCCUCUUCCCCCAGCCAUACGGGUUUGGCUCUUCGUCUGGUGGGCCCCUGCUGAACAGCCCCUACUUUUCCUCCAGUGGGAACGGCAUAAAUUUUUAG